Lolium perenne is the source of this 534-nucleotide messenger RNA. The record is from RefSeq and is a predicted model, not a curated record. NCBI's taxonomy places the organism in Eukaryota, Viridiplantae, Streptophyta, Magnoliopsida, Poales, Poaceae.
GCCGUGAUGAGAAAGUUUUGGUGUUUUUAUCGUGUGGCGCCCGAGGUUGAGGAGGCGGCCGCGAACAGGACUUUGCGGGCGACUUGUGAGAGGUUGACACCGCAGGUGUGGUACAACCAAAGGAUCACGUCCGCGGGUCACUUCUGGGCAGAGAGAGGCGAGAGGGUCCAUAAGCCGGACAUUGUCGGUAAGAAUGCUAAGGCCGAGUACGAGAUGACGGUGGAGGACUACAUGUCGGUUAUCCCCGAUUGGGCCGAGCCGCAUGCCGAGGCAUGGGAGGAGAUGGUUAGGACGAGGUGGCUCAAGAUGGACGAGGACUUUGCAGCCGUGGCGAGGCGGAACACGGAGAACCGAGGCGACGGUGGCACACACCGUGGGGGAAACCUCAGCUACGAGCGCUACAAGGGGAAGACGGUAUGUAUACAUUUUAUUUUCCUUCAGGUUCAAAGUUGGUACUCACAACAUUUCCUUUCGCGAUGCAGAGGGCCGCGUUAGGACCCGAGGAGGAGAUGUCUGACCUCGAGAUAUACAACA